AUGGUGGGGAAAAAGCCUACCAACGGCAAUAAUCUCGAGCCCACAAACAAUGAGGCAGAUACAUCCAUCACUCUAUCACCUAGGUCCUUAACAAGAUGCAUGCUGUCAGUCGAGGAAUCCAUUGAUAGUAUCCACCGAUUGUUGGAAAGAAUGACGUUGAAGAUGGAAGAGAUCGUCGACGAUGUUCAGGCCUUAAAGCAGCCACUGCAAUUUUAAGAAGACCUUCCAAGACCCAACAAUCCACCACAAGAAAGACAAAAUGUCAAUGCCUGACAAUAUAAUCAACCAAGAAACGUCUAAGAUUUACUUGCUAUCAAUCAAGAUUUCCAAGAAUGCAAAUUUAUCAAAGGAGACAGCAACAAGAUAGUGAUGUCUUGAGUGAAGAGGAGAGGGAGAAUGAAGAUCAGUUGGGACGAUGGCGAAUGGGGGCGCAGCAGCACAAUGAGACAAAUGAAUAUAGAGUAAAAUUGGACAUCCCCACUUUUAAUGGAAAAAGGGAUAUUGAAGAAUUCUUGGAAUGGAUCAAGAAUGUGGAAGGAUUCUUUAAAUAUGCCAACACUCCUGAACACAAGAAGGUACAACUUGUAGCAUUGAAGUUUCGAGGGGGAGCUUCGGCAUGGUGGAAGCAAUUAGAAGUUAAUCGGUUCCGAAAUGGAAAGAACCCCAUCAUAAGUUGGGAAAGAUUGAAACGCCUUAUGAAAGAUCGUUUCUUGCCAACCUAUUAUGAACAAACUCUAUACAAUCAAUAUCAAAGGCUCAAUAACUGUUGCUGAAUAUACAGAAGUCUUCCACCGAUUGGGGGCGAGAACAAACCUAUCGGAAAGUGAACAACAUUUGAUAGCUAGAUUUGUUGGUUACGUGCGGACAUCAAGGAAAAGGUAAAGAUUUAGCAUCUAGGUUUCCUCACGGACGUGAUCUCUUUAGCUUAAACAAUUAUGGAAUUGAAUGCCUCUCAAUCAAGAAGGACCAAUAGAAGAAAUCAAUGGGAAUCAUCGUCAAGUAAUGCUAGAAAAGGAGGCACACCAGUGGCUAAAACUCAUACCAAUAAUAUGCAAGACCACAUACCAUGGUUGAAAAAGGAUGAGACAGUAGUCAACAAAGAUUGGACAACUAAUGAAGCAACUAAAAACAGCCUAAUCAAUAUGGCAGACCCACGCUUGGAAAAUGUUUUAGAUGUGGGAAGUCUGGUCACCUAUCUAACAAUUUCCCUGAGCGCAAAACAAUGGCCAUUCUAGAUGACGAAGAUUGCCAAGAACAAACAACCAAAGUUGAAGAAGAUGGGCAAACAGACGUUUUAGAGUCAGAUGAAGGGGACAGAGUAAGUUGUGUUCUUCAACGCAUUCUACUCGCACCAAAGUCAGAAACUCACAACCAACAACAUUCUUUAUUCAAGACUAAAUGUACGGUGAAGGGGAAAAUAUGCAAUAUCAUCAUAGAUAGUGGAAGCACUGAAAACGUGGUAUCUAUGAAGCUCGUCCAAGCACUGAAUCUAAAGAUGGAACCACAUCCAAAUCCAUAUAAAGUUAGCUAGAUCAAGAAAGGAGGCGAGGCUCGGGUAUCUCACACCUGUACAGUUGAAUUUUCUAUUGGCAAUAGCUAUAAGGAUUAAAUUGUGUGCAUGUUUUGGACAUGGAUGUCUGUCACAUUCUUCUCGGCAGACCUUGGCAAUAUGACUUACAAGCCACCCACAAAGGGCCUGAAAAUGUAUCUGAGUUCUCUUGGCAUGGGAGGAAAAUUGUAAAUCCUUCCAUUCUUGGCAUCAAAUUCAACAAUUGAAUCCAAAGAUCUGAAAGGACAGCUAUUUUGCAUCUCAAUGGGAAGCAAUUUUUAAAACAGAAGGAGGACAUCAUAUGGGGAUUAUUAGCUACGGAAGAGAAAACAAUAUUACUACAGAGGAACUUCUUGCGCAAGUACAAAAGCUGUUUUUAGAAUUCCCAAAUAUUAGAACCCCCAUCUACACUACCACCCCUACGUGAUAUUCAACCCAAAUUGAUUUCAUUCCAGGAGCUUCCCUACCACAUCUCCCUCACUAUAAAAUGAGUUUUGCUGAAUAUAAAAUCUUAUAUGAACAAAUACAAGACCUAUUAAAUAAGGGAUUCAUCCAACUGAGCAUCAGCCCAUGUGCGGUGCCUGCUCUCCUCACCCCAAAAAAAGAUGGUAGUUGGCGAAUGUGCGUUGGCAUUAGAGCCAUCAACAAGAUUACUAUCAAUAUAGGUUCCCAAUUCCUUGGAUCGGGGAUUUACUUGAUCAACUUGGCGGUGCCACCACCUUUUCUAAGUUAGAUCUACAAAGUGGAUAUCAUCAAAUCCGUAUUAAACUAGGUGAUGAAUGGAAGGCAACUUUCAAGACAAACGAGGGGUUAUUUGAAUGGCUUGUCAUGCCAUUUGGUUUUUCCAAUGCUCCAAGUACAUUUAUGCGCCUCAUGAACCAGGGGUGACCCAAAAUGCUGGUAUAGUGUACCUGGUAGUGAAGCUACUGCUUUUGAGAAGGUUAUGCGGAAUAGCCUUCCUGAUCUUUUUGAUACACAACCUGAUUUGCUUUUUCAACUCGUCACCAUGCUGAAUCCAUCCGUCUUACAAGAAAAUGGCGUUCCCGUUUAUACUGUACAACAAGAGCCCGGAAAUUUUGUUGUGACCUUCCCUAGAUCUUUCCAUGGCGGUUUUAAUCUUGGAUUAAAUUGUGCUGAGGCCGUAAAUUUUGCUCCCGCUGACUGGAUGCCUUAUGGUGGGUUUGGAGAAGAAUUGUAUCAGCUUUAUCACAAACCUGCUGUUUUUUCUCACGAGGAGCUUAUCUGUGUGAUAGCAAAGAUGGACUGCAGUAACCGAGUUUCUCCUUACCUGAAGAAAGAGUUACUUAGGAUUUAUUCUAAGGAGAAAAGUUGGAGAGAACAACUUUGGAAAAAUGGUGUAAUCAGAUCUUCUCCGUUGCCUCCUCGAAAGUGUCCGGAAUAUAUUAGUACCGAGGAGGAUCCAACAUGCGUUAUAUGUAAGAAGUACCUUUAUCUUUCAGCUAUAGGUUGCCGUUGUAGGAGAUCUGCUUUUGUAUGUUUGGAGCACUGGCAACACCUUUGUGAAUGCAAGUACAGCAGGCGGCACCUUCUGUAUCGUUAUACACUUGCUGAACUACAUGAUUUGAUUGGUAUAAUUGAUAGAUGUGGUUCUGGGAAUACAACUGAAAGAAAGGAUUUGCGACAAGCUGGCUUAUGCUACACUGAACGAUGUACUUUGACAAAAAAGGUGAAAGGUGGUCGUGUCACGCUGUCUCAACUUGCAGAAAAAUGGUUACUGCAUUCAAGUAAGGUUCUUCAAGAUCCAUUCUCAAAUGAGGCAUGUGUUAAGGCUUUGAGAGAAGCCGAGCAAUUUCUUUGGGCUGGUCAUGACAUGGAUCACGUCCGUGAUGUUGUAAGAAACUUGGAUGAAACUCAAAAGUGGCUUCAAGGCAUUGGAGAUUCCCUUUCUAAAAUUGAAGCAUGGUCAUGUGAUCAUUAUGGACGUUUAGAGAAAAUUUGCUUGGAUCAUGUAAACAAUUUGUUGAGUCUGCCCCCAAUAUCAUGUAACCAUCCUGGGUAUCUUAAGUUGAAGGAUUAUAGUGAAGAAGCAAAGAUUUUGAUACAAGAUAUUGAUAAUGCCUUAUCAACAUGCCCUGAUGUUUCUGAAUGGGAAAUUUUGUACUCAAGAGUGUGUGCCUUUCCAAUCCAUAUAGAAGAAAGUGAGAAGUUAUCAGAAAACAUAUCAAUAGCGAAGUCUUGCAUAGAAAGCGUCAGAGAAAUUUUGGAGAAACAGCCUGCUGCUUUUGAGCUUGAGAUUCUUUACAAGUUGAAGUCUAAGAUCUUGGAACUCGGAAUCCAGCUUCCAGAGACAGAAAUGGUGCUGGAUUUAACAAGGCAGGCUGAACGACAUCGUUCUAGAUGUUCAGAAAUUAUGAAUGGUCCCAUGAACUUGAAGACUGUCGAACUAUUCCUUCAAGAAUCUAACGAUUUUGCUGUUAAUAUACCUGAACUGAAGCUUAUAAGACAGUAUCAUGAUGAUGUUGUUACAUGGAAGGCUCGUCUUAAUGCUGUUAUGAUUAAUGUUCAUGAACGGGAGGAUCAACAGAAUGUAAUAGAAGAAUUAAAUUGCAUUCUAAGAGAUGGAUUAUCAUUGAAAAUUAAAGUUGAUGAUGUACCUAUAGUUGAGGUUGAGUUGAAGAAGGCUUCUGUCAGGGAAAAAGCUCAAAAGUUACGCAAUACAAAGGUUACUAUGGAAUUCAUGCAGAAAUUGAUGGAGGAGGCUGUAGAAUUAGAAAUUGAUAAGGAAAAAUUGUUUGCUGAUAUUCAUGGAGUUCUCGGCUCAGCAAUGAGUUGGGAGAAGAGAGCUAUGGAUUUUCUAGCACAUGGGGCCCAGUUAUCUGAUUUUGAAGAGAUUAUAAGGACUUCUGAAGAUUUAUGCGUUAUUCUACCUUCUCUUCAUGGUGUCAAGAAUGAAGUAUCAUCGGCCAUGUCCUGGCUAAAUAUUUCAAAACCUUUCUUAGAGUCUGUUCUCCCUACGUCAUCUGCACCAAGAUCGCAGCUGAAAAUUGAAACAUUAAAGGAGUUGGUUUCUCAGUCAAAACUCCAUAAGGUCACUUUGGAAGAAAGCAGAGUGCUUGCUGAGGUUCUGAGAAAAUGCGAGAAUUGGAAAGAUGAAGCGAACUCUUUAUUGCAAGAUAUUGAUAAUCUUUUGAAUGCAGAUGAUAUAGGGGAUGCGCUGAGCAAUUGUCUUAUUCCUAAGAUUGAACAAUUAGUUGAUAGAAUCAAUACCAUUAUUACAGCCGGUAUAUCUCUUGGUUAUGACUUCCGUGAGAUUUCCAGACUUCAAAGUGCUAGUUCUACACUCAUGUGGUGCAAUAAAGUUCUUUCUCUUUGCCAUGGUAUUCCUUCUUAUCAGGAUGUUGAGAGCUUGAUGAGGGUUGAAGAGGAUGAUUCUUGUUUAUAUGCCUCUGGUGUUAUGUGGAGCUUAUUGGUGGAAGGUGUCAAAUGGCUGAAACAAGCCUUAGAGGUGAUUCCUGGAACGUGCAAUUCUAAACAAAGAAAGUUGAGCGAUGCUGAGGAAUUAGUUUCCAACUCUAUGAGUAUCAGAAUCAACUUCUCAGCCAUGAAUGGUCAACUUGUAAAUGCUAUUCAGAAGCACAAGCUGUGGCAGGAAGAAGUACGGCAAUUUUUCCUAAUGAAGCAUGCUGAACGAUCGUGGACUCUGUUAUUAAAGCUUAAGGAAGAAGGAGACAUUGUUGCCUUCGAUUGUUCAGAGCUACAUUUAAUUUUUUCCGAAGCUGAAAGGAUUGAAAAGUGGGAGAAACAAAUGGGGGAAAUCAUGAAGACAUCUUUUGGGGAUGGAUGUUCUCUGCUUGGUUCUCUACGAGAGAUAAAGAAAUCACUGGAUAGAUCCCUAUACAUAUAUGAGAAGUCAUUGCCCUACACUGAUCAGAACUUAUGCUUGUGUUGCUCUAGCGAUUCACAGGAUCAACAUCUUUUUACUUGCUCAGUAUGUAACGAAAGCUACCAUUUGCAGUGCCUGGGGCAAGCAAGAGAAAAAGCAAGCAAUACAGAUAUCUUUAUAUGCCCUUAUUGCUAUAGCUCAAAUGGUGUAUUAUCAAUUGAUAAAAGUGGUGGUCCCUUGAGAUUUUUAGCAAAUCGUCCUGAACUAGAAAUGCUCACUAAGCUCAAAUCUGAUGCCGUGAACUUCUGUGUCUGGAUGGAAGAGGAAGAUGUAUUAAAGCAACUGAUAGAGCAGGCUUUAGUAUGCAAAUCUCACUUGUCAGAAGUCUUGGACUUUGUGUCACAUUGUCAUGACAACAAUUUUAGUAUUGCCUGCAAGAGGUUAACUGUAGCGUUAAAGGCUAUGGACGUUGCAGGCAUUAACGAUCAUGAAGGUAAGUCUGGUCUUGAGAUGGAACUAUUGAGGAACUCGUGGAGAUUCAGAGUCAAGGAAGCUCUUGAAGGUUCUGAAAAACCGACAAUGCAACGAGUCCUGGAACUUCUCGAAGAGGGAUCUGCAAUAAGCAUUCUGCCUGAAGAUUGCUACAGACAGAAACUUUUGGACGUGAAGACUGUUUGCUCAAAGUGGAGAAGUCUUGCAAGGAAGAUUUCAGCUGACUGUGGGGCUCUUGAAUUAGAAAAAGUUUUUGAAUUGAUUGUAGAGGGUGAAAACUUACCUGCAUACCUCGAGAGGGAGCUCAAGUUAUUAAGAAAUCGAAGUAUGCUUUAUUGCAUUUGCCGCAAGCCUAAUGAUCGCAGACCAAUGCUUGCUUGUGAUAUUUGUGAAGAGUGGUAUCACUUCGAUUGUGUCAAGAUAAAAUCUACUCCCAAGAUAUAUAUUUGUCCUGCUUGCAAACCGCAAGUGGACAAUAAAAUGUUGAUUCAGCUAUCAACGGAAUAUGAAAGUUCAACUGCAAAAUUUGUGGAGCCAAAGACCCCUUCUCCUCAACACACAAAACAGAGAUCAAAACCGAAGAAAACAAAGCGAAAUUUAGUUCGAAGUGUGACGGAUUGUUAUAGAGAAUUCAGGUGCUCAAGUGGAAUGGAACGUUUAUGGUGGCAAAACAGGAAGCCUUUCAGGAGAGUAACCAGAAGGAGAGCAGAGUUUGGAAGUCUUUCUCCAUUUUUCCUCAUUGAACAAUAAUUAAGAAUAUGUGGAGGUAGGUAGUUUAACCGAAAGUCAUUUAAUUGAUUCAAUUGUUCAUAUGAUCAAUUUACCUUUCAGCUCAAUAAUAUGAAAGGGAAAAUUUUUAAUAUGUUAUUUCAGUCAUUUUUUCAUUUCAGCUCCAGUCCCAGAUGAUGGGAUAUAUGGUUAUGGUUAGUUAAAAUAGUUUAGACAUGUAUCAAAUUAAUGAGUAAUAAUUUGUAUAUAUUUGUUAAAUUUUUCAUCA
Messenger RNA from Benincasa hispida (wax gourd), 6882 nucleotides. The record is from RefSeq and is a predicted model, not a curated record. Lineage: Eukaryota; Viridiplantae; Streptophyta; Magnoliopsida; Cucurbitales; Cucurbitaceae.